Messenger RNA from Tetrahymena thermophila SB210, 1452 nucleotides. RefSeq lists its product as hypothetical. NCBI's taxonomy places the organism in Eukaryota, Ciliophora, Oligohymenophorea, Hymenostomatida, Tetrahymenidae. The record is from RefSeq and is a predicted model, not a curated record. The transcript has 10 exons.
AUGAAAGCUAAAAAUACUAAAUUUAAGUAGUAAACUAAAUAAAAUAAAACUUUUAACUCUUAGCAAUAAUAAAAUAAUGGUAUAGAUGCUUAGCAGUAAAUAUCUUUAUAAGAAACAGAGGUGAUAGCUUAAGCUUAAGAAGAAUAUUUAAAUGAUAUAUAAGAAUAGGAUUAUUAGUAAAGCUAAUAAAAUUAAUAAUAUGAUGCGAUAGAUUUGUAGGAAAAAACAAAUUAUUUAUAUUAUGAGAGAAUAAAAGAAAUGUAAAGAAAUUUAGACUUGAAUGAAGACAAUAAAUCAUUAGAAUUGAGAUAGAUAGAAUUAGAAGAAAUGUAUAUUGGAAAAUUAAGGGAAUAGAGAUAAAGGAUGGAAUAAAUUAAACUAGAAUUUGAAAAGAAGUAAAAAUAUAUAAACGAACUAGAAAGAAAAGUAGCGUAAUAUGACUAUAUGGAAGAAUAGUAUAACUAGAUAAAGAAAAAACUAAAUGAUUCGUUAACUGUAUCUGAAGAUUCAGUUUUUGAAAUAUCAAAAUUAAAAAAAGAAAUUCAAAUACUAGAGCAAAAAGUUGAUAGAUUUAAAAAUGAGAUAUCUGAGAAAGACUUAAGGAUAUAACAUUUGUAUUAGGAUUAAAUGAUGUAUUUAAAAUAGGGCAGUGAAGUAUAAGAAUAGAUAGAGAAAUUUAAACAAAAGCUUAUAGAAAAUGAAACACAGUUUCAUUUGCAAUUAGAAUAAAAAAAUUUACAAAUGCAACAACUGAUUGAAGAAAAUAACAUUUAUACACAAAAAAAGAUAGAUACUGAUUCUUUAAUUUAUGAAAUAGAGAUUUUAAAAACUUAAAACGCUGAGUUAGAAAGAGAAAUUAAAAAGUUUACAGAUAUGUAUUAACAUGAAAAGAAAUAAAAAGAAGAGGCUAUGAAUAAAUUAGAAAAACUAAGUUCUUCGAAUAACUUGGACAUUGAAAAAAACUAGAAGAAUUAAUAAUAGUAUUUAAAGCUAAUUAAUGAAUUGCAAGAGGAAUUAGAUAAGCAUAACUAAUUACUGAAAAAGUAAGAAGAGACCAUUUCAGAAUUCCGUAAAAUGAAGCAGUAAGAUGAAAGAAAGCUAUUGAUGAUAACUACAGAAAUGGAUUUAUUUUAAAAAGAAAUUGAAAAAUUAACUUUAUCUAAAAAAUAACAAAGGGAUGAGUUGUUACAAUAUAAAUUUAUAGUAGAGCAAAAAGACAAUGAGUUGAAGUCUUUAAAGGCAUCUAACUAAGAACUAAAAGCUAAAAUUAUGCAAUUUAGUGACAAUUCUAUUUACGAAAAUAGAAUUAAAAAGGAUCUAAAUAAGAUAAAGGAAGAUCUGAUAUAAGCAAGAAGCCUAUAAAUAGACAAAUAUAAUGAGAAUUAUUGUUCAAAUGAAAUUAAUCAACAAUAAUUCGUAUAAAAUAAUCAACUUGACUUAUAAAAUUAGUGA